GAGCCUUUUGACUUUCACAAUUUUUAUUUUCUCAGUUGAGGCGAAAAGGAGGCAGACAAACAGACUCGUUGAUCAAUGUGUUGUUGUCUGGUCAAGCGUCACUGCGACUUGUUUUGUUCUUAUUGAAAUCGUGAUAGACUGCCAUCUCGAUCUUUUCUCGCGUGACAUUCAACUGCUUACCACCUUCUGUUCUAUGAAAAAGAGACCAGCAAAAUAAAUCGAAAUGUCUUCUUCCCAACCAAGCGCCCUUCCAGCUUUCUCUCUCAAUAUCGCCCCUCUCCGAUCCUACCUCCUCCGUCUCCCGCUCUUCACGCGCGCCGUGCUCCUGUUCAUCGUCGCAUUCUGGCUUCUCGAGUUACAGUCUGUGUGGGAUGUUGUGACAUGGGGAGCUAUAAUUCCUGAUGAGAGUAAUUUUGCUGCUUUGUAUCGAUUGAAUACCUACCCGGUUAUACAUCGCGGGUUUUUCCAUGCGUUGCUGAAUGCGGCGGCUUUGACGCCGUUGUUGGAGCGGUUUGAGGCGGAGCAUGGGACUUUGACGGCGCUGUUGUUGUUUGUUGGACCACUCUCGACCUUCCCCGGCGCCUUAUAUAUAAUUGUCGAGAAAUUUAUUCUACACAACAACACGGCCGUUGUUGGUGCAAGUGUUUGGGUCUUUUUGCUCCUCGCCUCUGAGUCCAUCAAGACAUUCCGGACAAAUCCUUACUUUCAGGUCGGCACUCUUAAAGUUCCUACUUGGACUACACCACUUUUUGUCUCCUUCGUGGUUGCCGUGCUGCUUUCGAAUACGAGCUUUUUGGGGCAUGUCUGUGGUAUUAUCUUUGGAUAUUUACUCGGCUUAGGCUACCUCAAAAUCUUCGUUCCCCCCGAGAAGAUCUUACGCUUCAUUGAAGGGAAGCUAAAUCUCCUCGGACGAUUACCUCACUACGUCUCCGUUGACCAAAAGACUCACGGACGAUACGGUGUGCUACCGACUACAUCCUCUGGAGAAUCUGGCGUGGCUAUGAGUAGUUAUAUUGGGUCAUCGCAGCGAUUAGGGCCGUGAGAUAUUGAUCUAUCAUGCAUGCAUGUGGUAUGAUGGUAUGGAGCGACAGGAGAGGCUGGAAGUAUAGGAUAUUGUAAUAAGGAUCAUUCUUGUAUAUACUCGUUGCGUGUAUUUUAUGUGUCUAGAUAAUGAGGAAUGAGUGUAUAGUUAAUGUAUGUAGUAGUAAAUGUUGAUACCUGAGGAUCCACGGGAGCUGAUUGAUUGGAUAGUUCCGUAGCUACAAGUUGCCCUCCGCA
Molecule: messenger RNA, 1278 nt
Organism: Talaromyces stipitatus ATCC 10500
Lineage: Eukaryota; Fungi; Ascomycota; Eurotiomycetes; Eurotiales; Trichocomaceae
Product: rhomboid family protein, putative
Exons: 5
Coding region: 224-1042 (272 amino acids)
Cellular component (GO): membrane
Molecular function (GO): serine-type endopeptidase activity
Source: RefSeq, a predicted model, not a curated record